Messenger RNA from Melanaphis sacchari, 1353 nucleotides. Its product is annotated as maltase 2-like. Lineage: Eukaryota; Metazoa; Arthropoda; Insecta; Hemiptera; Aphididae. Gene Ontology annotation, biological process: carbohydrate metabolic process. The record is from RefSeq and is a predicted model, not a curated record.
UAAUUUUUAGUUGGCCGAAGCUAUUACAUCAACAAUGUAUUGGGUUUAUUUUUUAAUAACUACUGUGCAGUUCGCAUAUUGUAAAGUACUUUUUUCGCCAACUACAGCAACUACAGUUGUAGAUUGGUGGCAAAAUGCUAUAAUUUAUGAAAUAUUUCCGUUGUCAUUCAAAGAUUCAAAUGGCGAUGGAUCAGGCGAUUUUAAAGGUAUAACUGAAAAAUUAGAUUACAUCGUAGAUUUAGGAGUGACCGCAAUUUGGAUAACGCCAUUUUUCGAAUCACCUUUAAAAUCUGGUGGUUACGACAUAAGCAAUUAUCUUAAGGUACAAGAAGUAUUUGGUACAUUAGACGAUUUCAAAGAUCUUUUAAAUGCGGCGCAUUCAAAAAAUUUAAAAGUUAUCAUGGACUUUGUUCCUAAUCAUACCAGUGAUAAACAUAUUUGGUUUGAAAAGUCUGCAAAUAAUGAAACUGAUUACGCAGACUAUUAUAUUUGGAAAGAUGCGAAAAAUCAAGAGGAAGUGUUAAACAAUAAUACAAUUCCCAUUGUGCCGAAUAAUUGGCUACGUAUUUGUGGUGAUGAAAGUGCUUGGACUUGGCAUACGACUCGCAAGCAGUUUUAUUUUAACCAGUUCAUCCAGAAUUUACCAGAUUUAAACUUUCGAAAUAAAAAAGUUCAUGAAGAAAUGAAGAAUAUUUUGAAUUAUUGGAUAACAUUGGGAAUUGAUGGUAUUCGAAUAGAUGCUUUAAAACAUGUAUACGAAAGUGAAAAUCUGGAGGACGAACCGAUAUUAGAUAGUAGUAUCGUUGGUAAUAAUUACACUAAUUUGGAUCAUAUUUAUACAACAGACCAAGAGGAAAUAUAUGACUUGAUUCAAGAUUGGCGUCUAUUGCUCGAUGAUUUCAAACAAAACGAUCAUUUUACAAGGAUAAUUAUGACAGAAUCAUACAGUAAUAACAGUGUUUUAUUUAAAUAUUAUACUAGUGGAGUCGAUGUACCAACAAACUUUAAUUUAGUAAGAUACUCUUCUUAUACUCCGAAGGAUUUUGCGAGAAAUAUUGAAGAAUGGAUAACUAAAAUGCCAGUUGGAGCAACAUUUAAUUCAGUGCUCCAAAAUCAUGACCACAAAAGAUUCUCUAUUUUAUACGGUUCAAAAUUAAUUGAUGGCAUGAAUGCUUUUUCCUUAUUUCUACCCGGCAUAGCUAUAGUUUUAUAUGGAGGAGAAAUUGGAAUGGAAGAUAUACCAGAUAAAGUAAAUUUUGCAAGAAGUCCUAUGCAGUGGGAUGACACGAAAGAUGCAGGGUUCACUAAUACCACACAUGAACCAUGGAUUAUGGUACAUCCAAAUUAUGUCAC